Anopheles cruzii is the source of this 1475-nucleotide messenger RNA. RefSeq names its product CCAAT/enhancer-binding protein (gene slbo). Gene Ontology annotation, biological process: regulation of transcription by RNA polymerase II; DNA-templated transcription. The record is from RefSeq and is a predicted model, not a curated record. Lineage: Eukaryota; Metazoa; Arthropoda; Insecta; Diptera; Culicidae. The transcript has a single exon. Gene Ontology annotation, molecular function: DNA-binding transcription factor activity, RNA polymerase II-specific; RNA polymerase II cis-regulatory region sequence-specific DNA binding. Bases 1 to 1443 code for a protein of 480 amino acids.
AUGGAAUCCCCGCAAAUGUACGAUACGAAUCAAAUCCAAGUGCGCAGUGAUAUCAAGAAGCUAACGAUGGCCGCCAACAACAGUGCGAACGGUACGAACGGUACGGCCAACGGGGCGUCGCCGACCAGCGCCAACGGGGCGAACAACAACAACAACUCGCCGACGGCGAUUAACCAGAACACGCUGGCACUGAAGCAGCAGCAGCAGCAUGGGUCAGCCCAACAGCAACAGCAGGUCCAGCAACAGCCCCAGCAGCAAGUCGUGCAGCAGGUUCAGCAGCAGGUCCAGCAGCAGCUACAACAGACUCAGCAGCAGCAGCAGCAGCAGCAGCAACUUGGGCUAGGACCACACCAGCAGACCAACGGAACGAAUGGGCUGCUGUCGGGCGGGAACCUGCUGUCGAAGCAGAUGCUCCAGCAGAUCCAGUACUCGCAGAGCGAACUGGACGAGCUGACGUCGCAGGAGAUCUCGCUCGAUCUGCAGCACCUGAUCGACGACCAGUUCCGCGACCCGGAAGCGCUCGGCAUCUUCACCGAGAUGGUGACGGUCGGCAGCACGAACGGGACGAUGACGAACCCGCUCGUGCAGACGGCGGCCGCCAAGGCGCUCCAGCUGCAGCAGGCUCGCCUGUCGCAGCACACCAACGGCUCCAACAGCUACCAGCGAUCUCUGGCGUACAUGCCGCAGCCCGUCCACACCGGUGCCGCCUACGGGAGCACAUCCAGCGACGAGAACAGUUCGGUCGGGUCGUCGGCCGACUCGGCCAACAUCAAGGAGGAACCGCUCGACCCGAACGAGUACCGCCGGCAGCUGCUGGCCAAUGGGGCCGCCGGGGGUGGCGGUGCAGCUUCCGCCGGUGCCCAGUUUAUGGGCACCGUCAACGGCUACCAGCUGCCCGGUGGGGCGGGUGGUGCCGCCACCGCAAACGGCGCCGGGGUCGUGGUGAACGGUGGUGGACCACUGGGUGGAGCGGGCGGCGGGACGACUCCGAGCUACGUGACCAAUGGUAACGGGAACAGCUUCUCGAGCCUUACGCCCGCCACGGUGCUGCACCACCAGGCGCUCCCGCACCUGAGCGGGGCGGCCUCCCAGCACCUGGCGAACCUCACCAAACACAGCAAGCUGAUGCCGCACGUCGGGCGCAAAACGCAGCAGAAGCAUGUGGACAAGGGCACGGACGAGUACCGGCGGCGGCGCGAGCGGAACAACAUUGCGGUGCGAAAGUCGCGCGAAAAGGCGAAGGUACGGUCGCGCGAGGUCGAGGAGAAGGUGAAGGCGCUGCUGAAGGAGAAGGACGCGCUGAUCCGGAAGAUCGAGGAGAAGAACAACGAGAUCACGCUGUACAAGCAGCUCUACAUGCACCUGAUGAACCACAGCAACCCGGAGAUCAACCAGAUCUGCCGCAGUGCCCUGAAUCUGUCCAACAUGGGCGACCACAUGUGAGCCCCGAGGUGUUCCAAGGAUCCCUGGACCAU